AUGACCACAUCCAGACUCGACCGCCUGGUCACCUUGCUUGAGACCGGCAGCACCCAGCUCAUCCGUAAUACCGCUGCCCAGCAACUCGCUGACGUGCAGAAAAACCACCCCGACGAACUCUUUAAUCUACUCACCCGUGUUGUGCCUUAUCUGCGGUCGCCAUCAUGGGAUACCCGGACCGCUGCGGCUCGCGCGAUUGGCGGCAUCGUCGAGCAUGCCGAGAAAUAUGACCCAAAUGCUGUGCUUGAUGAGGUCAAACCUGACGAAAAUGGCACCGACUCGAUCAAGCAGGAGGACGUGCCAGCCAUCUCCACCGCACCCGACCAACUUCAGCUCGCCACCUUGGAUGUGGAAGCUAUCCUGACCUACGGCAAGGAGUUGCUUGGUAGUGCCGGAAAACAGUACGACUUCAAGCUCGCAGGUCUUAAUGCCACCGAGCGGUUGGCGCAUCAAAAGAAGACUCUCACCGCCCGACUCGGUCUUGGGGGAGAGUACAUUGAGGAAGACCUCGUCACCGAAAAGGACAUCACCGCCCGAGCAACUUCAUUUUCUGCUCCUGGUCUACCUCGGAUCGACACAAACGACAGCAAGCAAGCUUCCCAGGCCAACGAAGAGGCUAUUGUGAAAUCUCCGGAAGAGGGCCCACCACAGACUCCAGGUGGCGUCGAAAUGAGCAAGCGACAGCUCAACAUGCUCAAGCGACGUCGCAAAGAAGAACUGAAACGCGAUAACAAGAAGUUCAAGUACGACUUUGCGGCGAGACGUGGCAGCACCAGUUUGACACAGACUCCUGCGGAUGACAUCAAGCCUGAAGUCAAGCAGGAGAACCAAGAAAACGGCAACGGCGACUACUUCUCAAUCGAUCGAAAAGGCGGCGACGAUGACUCGAAGGUGGUGUCAGAGUUCAAAGGUAUGCCAAUUCCCGAAAAAUCCACACUUGUUACAGAAGCGGAGGAGGAAGGAAACGAGUGGCCGUUUGAGCGAUUGUGUGAAUUCCUAACUGUCGACUUGUUCGAUCCUUCGUGGGAGAUACGCCACGGUGCAGCUAUGGGUCUGCGUGAGAUUGUGCGUGUUCAUGGCGGAGGCGCGGGGCGACAGGCGGGCAAGCAGAAGCCGGAGAACGAGGCACUGAAUCGCGCGUGGCUGGACGACCUUGCGUGUCGUCUUUGCUGCGUUUUCAUGCUUGAUCGGUUUGCGGACUACGUUUCCGACAACGCCGUGGCCCCUAUCCGAGAGACAGCCGGCCAGGUUCUGGGGGUGGUCCUGCAGUUUCUGCCGGCAUCUUCUGUUCACGAGAUCAACCGCAUCCUAUAUCGACUAGUGAUGCAAAAGGACCUGAAGGUGUCCCGACGAAUAUGGCACGCCUGCCAUGGCGGUAUGAUCGGCAUGCGAUAUCUGGUGGCCGUUCGAACGGAUCUGCUUUUCCAGGAUCGAUCUCUUAUGGACGGCGUUCUCGAGUGUGUCAUCAAGGGACUCGGGGACCAAGACGACGACGUGCGAUCAGUCAGCGCCGCUACCCUCAUACCUGUGGCCAAGGAGUUUGUCAAUGUCCGGUCGGACGAGCUGGGCCAUCUCAUCAGUGUGGUGUGGGAGUGCUUGUCUAGCCUGUCGGACGAUCUUUCUGCCAGUACAGGAUCGGUCAUGGACCUGCUCGCUAAGCUGUGUAGUUUCCCUGAAGUCCUGGCUGCUAUGAAGGAGAAUGCUGCCACGGAUCCGGAACAGUCCUUCGACGAACUUGUGCCUCGACUAUACCCCUUCCUGCGGCAUACCAUCACGAGCGUACGAUCUGCUGUACUUCGUGCGCUGCUGACAUUCAUCAAUAUUGAGGGCACGGACACCAAGGGCUGGGUGAACGGCAAAGCUCUUCGUUUGGUCUACCAGAACCUUCUGGUUGAGAGGAACGACGGUGUUUUGAAGCUUUCAUUGGAAGUCUGGACAGCCUUGUGCGAUGCUUUGGUGAGCAAGGGACCUCUUGCUUUCAAGCAAGAAUUCGAGCCGCAUGCCGUGCCGCUCAUGACACUCACAAUUCAUCCCAUUGGAAUCAGCCGGCAUCCAAUUCCCAUGGACUCGACUCUGUUUAUCAAGCCAUCUGGACAGACUUAUGCUCCCUUGGCUACAGCGCACCGCUCUUCUCCGGUCAAUGGAUCUGAGCCGCCCAAGAAGCGAAGGAGAUCAGACAAGAAAGAGAGCUCCGCCCCUCCGCCAACUUCAGCGACCACGCACAAUAUCGAUGCGGCGAUCAUGCAGGGAGAUGUCGACCUUGUGGGCGCAGAUGUUAUGAUCAGAUCGCGCAUCUUCGCCUCACGCGCGCUCGGCAAGGCAAUUUCUCUGUUCCCGACUGAAGAGCGAGAAGCAUUCUUUGGACCCAAACUUCUCCCCAACCUGAAGUCCGUCUACGGCUCGACCCAACUCUUCACCUCCAUGGCAUUCGAAGGCUUCGCAGCUGCUGUUCCCGAUCCAGACCCCUUGCGAGAAGCAGCUUGCGCGGAUUUGCGUAAUCUCGUCGAAGAGGACAGACCUGGCUGGUACAGUGACCUGACAAGCUACCUGCGCAUUGUUCGUGCACAAUGCCAACAACUUCUCAACGCGUUCGCCGAGAGUGGCCACGUACCUGGCAGCAAGCUUCCGAUCAUUGCGGUUGUAUGUCAAGGCGAUCCUGAAGCUGGCAAGAACGCAUUCUCAAUCAGUGAUGCGGAGAAGAUUGUCGGUCAUGACUUCGAGCGUCUCAAGAAGAGUCUGUCUACUGUUCAGAGAAUGGCAGCUGCUGAGGCUCUGAAUACCGCGAAGCUAGAUGCCGAGACUGCAAUUGGCGAGGCGCACACUGCGAAGGCACAGAUGGACUUGCGAAUCAAGUCUACUGCAGCCGCUGCGCUUGUGGCUUUCCAGAACAUACCUAAGAAGCCUCAGCUAACCAUCAAGGCAUUGAUGGACAGCAUCAAGGAGGAAGACAACCUCGAUCUCCAACACAAAACUGCGUCAGCAGUAUCUGGUCUGAUCAGUCAGCUCAUCGCCAACGAGCGCAACAAGGUCGUCGAGAAGGUCGUGGGCAAUUUGGUCAAAUUCUGCUGUAUGGAAGUUGGCGAGACCCCUGAGUUCCAUCCCAACGCGGAUAAAGAGGUUGGCAUACUUUCACUGCAAAAGGACGAAGAUAUCCAGGACCGCCCGGAUGCAGCACAGCACGAGCGUGAAGUCAAGGCAGCUCGCAUCACUCGCCGCGGUGCAAAAGACGCUCUGGAACAGCUCUGCCAACUAUUCGGUGCGGAUCUUUUCACCAAAGUGCCCAAACUGCAGGCUGUUAUCGAAGGCCCCAUCAAGCAGUGCUUCACCACUGAACUCCCUGCCGAUAUUGCGGAUCCAGACACCACGAUCGGACAAGAAGCCGUCGAUGCCAUGUCGACGUUGCGAGCACUCGUCGCUACUUUCGAUUCGUCUCUCCACGAUUGGGUCCUGCAGCUGCUGCCUUUCGUGGGACGGGCGCUCCAAUGCCGCCUCGCAGUCUUGCGCUACACUGCAGCCAAGUGCUUCGCCAGUGUCUGUAGCGUGAUCACCGUGCAAGGCUUCACCAUGCUUGUCCAACAAGUCAUUCCACCGAUCAACAACGCCCACGAAGUUGUCUUCAGACAAGGUGCUAUCGAGUGCAUCUACCAUCUGAUCCAGGUGAUGGGUGACGGUAUUCUGCCAUAUGUCAUCUUCCUCCUGGUGCCUGUCCUCGGACGCAUGAGUGAUUCCGACAGCGGCGUACGUCUCAUUGCAACUACAGCUUUCGCGACUCUGGUCAAGCUGGUGCCGCUCGAAGCCGGUAUUCCUGAUCCACCUGGUCUUCCUCAGUCUUUGCUGGAAGGCCGAGACAGAGAACGCAAGUUCAUUGCUCAGAUGCUUGAUCCGAAGAAGGUUGAGCCAUUUACGAUCCCCGUCGCCAUCAAAGCCGAGCUGCGUUCGUACCAACAAGAAGGCGUCAACUGGCUUGCGUUCCUGAAUCGCUACCAUCUUCACGGAGUGCUUUGUGACGACAUGGGACUUGGCAAGACCUUGCAGACUCUCUGCAUUGUUGCCAGCGACCACCAUCUUCGAGCAGAGGAGUACGAGAAGACUCAGUCACCAGAAGUCAGACGUCUGCCUUCUUUGAUCAUUUGUCCGCCGACUCUCACCGGACAUUGGAAGCAAGAGAUUCGGACUUAUGCUCCAUUCUUGAACGCAGUCGCGUACGCCGGUCCUCCACCAGAGCGUAGCAAGGUGCGGAACCAAUUAGGCACAGCAGACGUUGUCAUCACCUCGUACGAAAUCGCUCGUAACGACGUCGACAUUCUGGCACCUAUUAAUUGGAACUACUGCGUUCUUGACGAAGGACAUUUGAUCAAGAACCCCAAGGCCAAAGUCACUAUUGCCGUCAAGCGCCUGGCGAGCAACCAUCGCCUGAUUUUGUCAGGUACUCCUAUCCAGAAUAACGUGCUGGAACUGUGGUCACUUUUCGACUUCCUCAUGCCCGGAUUCUUGGGUACCGAGAAGGUGUUUCAAGACCGAUUCGCCAAGCCGAUCGCAGCCAGUCGAUUCGCAAAGUCAUCCUCUAAAGAACAAGAAGCUGGUGCCCUGGCAAUCGAGUCUCUGCACAAGCAAGUUCUCCCGUUCUUGCUUCGUCGUUUGAAAGAAGAGGUGCUGAACGAUCUUCCUCCAAAGAUCCUUCAGAACUACUACUGCGACCUCAGCGAACUGCAAAAGAGACUCUUCGAUGACUUCACUAAGAAGGAAGCCAAGUCUCUGCAAGAUAUGGCUGGCAGUGCUGACAAGGAAGCAAAGCAGCACAUCUUCCAGGCUUUGCAGUAUAUGCGUAAGCUCUGCAAUUCGCCGGCUAUGGUUAUGAAGGAGACUCAUAAGCAGUAUGCUGCAACCCAAGCACUUCUCGCCAAAGAGGGUUCCAGCUUGAAGGAUCCGAAGCACGCUCCCAAGCUGACAGCUCUUCGGGACCUCCUCGUCGACUGUGGAAUAGGGGUUGAACAGAACGAUGCUGGAGGUGUGCCAACGGCAGAUCAAGCCGUCUCUCAACAUCGUGCACUCAUCUUUUGUCAGAUGAAGGAGAUGCUUGACAUGGUGGAAGGUACCGUGUUGAAGAAGAUGUUGCCAGGCGUGACCUUCUCUCGACUUGACGGCUCUGUGGAGGCUUCGAAGAGACAGGACAUUGUCAACCGCUUCAACUCAGAUCCAUCCAUCGACUGCCUACUGCUCACGACCAGCGUCGGUGGUCUUGGUCUGAACUUGACGGGUGCCGAUACCGUCAUCUUCGUCGAGCACGACUGGAACCCGCAGAAGGAUCUCCAAGCCAUGGACCGUGCCCAUCGUAUCGGACAAAAGAAGGUCGUCAACGUCUACCGUCUCAUCACGCGAGGCACCUUGGAAGAGAAGAUCCUGAACCUGCAACGCUUCAAGAUCGACGUCGCCUCGACCGUGGUCAACCAACAAAACGCCGGCCUGGGCACCAUGGAGACGGACCAAAUCCUCGACCUCUUCAAUCUAGGAGAGACGGAUCCAAACCUCUCCAUCUCCGAUAAGCCCGAAGCCAACGGCGUGGACGAGUCCAACGCCGUCGACGCCGAGGGCAAUAUGCGCGAGAAGGGCAAGAAGGGUAUUCUGGAUGAACUUUCGGAACUAUGGGAUGACAAGCAGUAUGAGGAAGAGUUCAAUCUGGAUGGCUUCCUCAAGACGAUGAAGGCAUGA
This is a messenger RNA of Zasmidium cellare ATCC 36951, 5709 nucleotides long. RefSeq lists its product as uncharacterized. Gene Ontology annotation, molecular function: ATP hydrolysis activity; TBP-class protein binding; DNA binding. The record is from RefSeq and is a predicted model, not a curated record. Lineage: Eukaryota; Fungi; Ascomycota; Dothideomycetes; Mycosphaerellales; Mycosphaerellaceae. The transcript has 2 exons. The coding region runs from base 1 to 5709 and encodes 1902 amino acids.